CAAAUCACCGCCAACCAGAGUAUGGCGGUCGUUUCAAGCGAGCUGGGGGUGCUAUAUGGGCUCUACGCGGCCGCGGGCUUCAUCUUGCUCUACUUCUCAUACAAAUACGCACGCAAGUACUACAACCAAGCGGCCUUCCUCCUGCCGCCGUUUGUGUGCUUUUGUGUCAUCUACGAGAACAUUGUGCUUGCAACGGUGGGUCUGAACAAGGAAUACGACAGCGUCAAAGUCAUGCUCGCAUUCCAAUCGUGCAUCAUCCCUGCAAUGCUGCUCAUCUGCUUUGAAGUCGCAUACCUAGUCCACAAAAACCGAUCGGUCAACUUUUGUGGGAUCUCGUUCGACUCUGGCCAUCGCACCCACCGGGACGAGUUCAAGUCGACCUUUCUCCGCUUCGCCAUGUGGGUCGUUGGCCUUGGAUUGCUCACCCUCAAGCUGCUCGUGUACUACCGCUACUACGACGACAUUGUGUUUACGUCGGGCAUCUACGAAGUCAACGGGUCCGCGACUGUCGGUACCAUCUUGACGAUCAUUCCAGCCUUCUCCCUCGUCAUUCUAUCCAUCUACAUUGGCAUGCGGCUGUGGAACUACGGGUCCAAUUACGCGUACACCGUCCACUCGACGUGCUUCAACCCGUGGAUCUGGAUGAUGGUCGGGUCCUUCCUCCUUGCUGCGGGGUACCUCAUGCCGGAUCCACUCUUUGCUCGCACGUCCAACGGCGGCGAAAUCUGCAUGUUGGCUGCGAUCAUCCGCAUGUUCCGCGAAGUUCACAAAGAUUUGCAGGAAGGCGCGGAUAUCGCCAUCACGCUUCUCGAUGGAUCCGCCGCGGGGCUCCAUGACCACGCGGGAUCGCCACGGAACACCCUUCAAGAGAGCCCGUCAACCUCGGGCGCAUCGUCGAAGUACGAUCUCAUCGCGUCGCCCGUGCAGCGACGCACAGUAGAAGAGACUCGGCUCACAGACGCCAGUACGGAAGCAUACUUGAGUGUAGUGAUCGCGCGCACCAAGGAGUCCUCCGCGCCGCCACGAAAGCAAGCACUGCAUGACGAGCUUUUCGACGUGUCGUUGGCGGGACCCCCGCCACCGAGGCUUACAGUGCCGAUGCUGCAAGAAAAGGCGAAUCGAUCGACGAGUGUCUCGUCAACGGUACUCCCGUGGCCCGCGUCGGCAGACUCGGUCAUGCCCGAUAACGUCCACCGCAAGUCGUCCUCAAUCUUUGACGAGAUGCCGCUCAUGGACUUCCCCCCGCAAUUCUUUGGGAGCAUGAAGGCAGAAACUGAAGCAGCUGUGGAUGAAGUCGACACGCAAGUAGUGCUCCAUGACGCUACGACCGAAAGCAACCCAUCGUCACCUGACAACGCAUCCGGGACAGACGGCCAAUUUCUCAACAACUCGUUCGAGUUGAUAUCAUCGCCAUCCACGGAGCCACCAACUCUGGUUGCCCGCGAUCAAGAAGACCUCGUCGAUGCCUCGAGUGUAGUGCAUUCAUUCGAGCCAGGACUCGUCCAAGCGGUGGCGCCACUGGAAGUUGCUAUUGACGAUGCCGUGGAGCACGAUGACGUUGCUGAUGCAACAGCGCUUGUGGAAGCAGUUCCAGAGGACUUCACUGUCGAGGCCGAUGAGCCAGCUCAAGUUGUGCAUUCAACGGACGCAGAUGCACCAAGUCAUGGCGUAGCACCGGUAGUCGUUCCUGUGAUUGGGGUGCCUCCUGCGCAAGUUGUGCAUGGGUCUCGACAGAUCGAAGCAGUUUUAGCCGUGGAGUCGGUGAAACAAGAAGCUACAGCGGCAUCAGCAAUCGACGAAGGUGUUGCGCAGCCAUCUCAAUCGAGUGUGGAAGUAGUGGUCUGCGAAGUUGGUCCAUUGGUCGAGUCCCUCAUGCUUCAAGUCGAAAAGGAAUUCCAAAUGGAUUCACCACUUACCGAUCCAUGGGAGCACAUUCACGCCGACGAUGACCUGCUGCACGUCGAGGAAACGACAUUGGACGCAAACGGUGCACCAAAUCACGUCGAAGAUCGUGCUGCGGAGGCAGUAGACGGGACGGCGCCAUGUGAGUCCGUCCCAGCCGUGCCACAAACCUUCGACGAGAUUCGUCCGAAUGACGUCUUUGCUCCAGUUCAGAUUUCAUCCUCUCCUCUCGACGUUGACUCCGUCGAACCUCUGACAGUGUUCUCCAUGGAGCAAGACCACAGCACCUCGCCAUCUCCACUCCAACGCGACCCUGUUCCCGACCAUUUUGACCAUAUUCCUCAAGACACACGACAGACUUUCGUGUUGGCCAGCCACACUUAUUCUCCAGCUGCCCCCGACGACCAGGAGCAUGGAGUAUCUAUUGUUGCAAUUUCGGAGCCACAAGCUCCAGCUGAAGGGGAUCCAUUGGACCUGAUGUUCUCCAUGGUGGGAAUGCCAGACAAUGGCGCAUCAUCGCCGUCCGAUCUCCCGAGUCCCAUCGAGUCAGAUAAGACAGCAUAAUAUGCAGCCAACUUGCGAAAGAAGAAACCAAAGUGUUACGUC
Aphanomyces invadans is the source of this 2508-nucleotide messenger RNA. RefSeq lists its product as hypothetical. The transcript is spliced from 4 exons. Bases 22 to 2466 code for a protein of 814 amino acids. Lineage: Eukaryota; Oomycota; Saprolegniomycetes; Saprolegniales; Verrucalvaceae. The record is from RefSeq and is a predicted model, not a curated record.